This is a messenger RNA of Ceratotherium simum simum (southern white rhinoceros), 440 nucleotides long. Lineage: Eukaryota; Metazoa; Chordata; Mammalia; Perissodactyla; Rhinocerotidae. The record is from RefSeq and is a predicted model, not a curated record.
AUGGGGCCGUGCCCCAGUCCAGGCUGCUUUGCGCACUCAUGUCUGGGCAUCAUCCAGCACUGCCAGCUGUUCCUUUGGGAUUUGGUCUUGGGGGGCCUGGUGUGGAUCCUGAUCGCCUUGUCCCAGGUGCCCCUCCCCCUGUUCCAGGGUUGGGUGGUGUUCGUGUCUAUGUUCUGUUUCAUCAGCACCACAGCCCUGCUCUUCGUCUACAUAACUGGUGCCCAUGGUAAGAAGGCUUCCUGGGAAACCCUGGAGACAGUCUACCACUCUUUGGCCACGCUGUUUUACCUCAGCGCCUCUAUCCUGGAAGGUUUGGCCACCAACAUUGUGGACUAUGAGGUGGACUUCACAAACGAACAAUACCUUGAAAACAUCAUUGCUACGGUGAGUCUCCCAGUCAACCUGCCCAUGUUCACAGCUCCCACCACCCACUGACACAG